This is a messenger RNA of Austrofundulus limnaeus, 2430 nucleotides long. It is a transcript of the gene itchb, whose product is annotated as itchy E3 ubiquitin protein ligase b. Gene Ontology annotation, molecular function: protein binding; ubiquitin protein ligase activity. The record is from RefSeq and is a predicted model, not a curated record. Gene Ontology annotation, cellular component: cytoplasm. Gene Ontology annotation, biological process: proteasome-mediated ubiquitin-dependent protein catabolic process; protein K63-linked ubiquitination; protein K48-linked ubiquitination. NCBI's taxonomy places the organism in Eukaryota, Metazoa, Chordata, Actinopteri, Cyprinodontiformes, Rivulidae.
GCGCCCCACCUUGUUUCGGUCACGUGACGGGAGCUGACGAAGAUGGUGGAAGUUUCUCCUUCCUCGAAGUGAAAUCCGGUUUGAGACCAAAACAACCAGGCAGGACGAGGUCCGUAGGGUUUACAGCAGCGUCGCCGGAUAAAUUCGUCAAGUUCUCUUCGGAUCUGGGUCCUCUUCUCGGCCGUAUGUCAUGGCUAGUGGAGUCACCAAGUCAAACACUUCCAAUGGUUACCCGCUGAAGGCACAGCUCCAAAUCCUCGUGCUAACAGCUAAACUGAAAGAAAACAAGAAGAACUGGUUUGGCCCCAGUCCUUACGUAGAAGUGACGGUCGACGGCCAGUCCAAGAAAACCGAGAAAUGCAGCAACACCCACAGCCCCAAAUGGAAGCAUCCACUCACUGUGAUCGUGACUCCGUUCAGCAAACUAGUGUUUCGCGUGUGGAGCCACCAGACCUUAAAGUCAGACGUGUUGUUGGGCAUCGCCACGCUGGACAUGAGCGAAAUGCUGAAGUCCAAUGACAUGAUAAUUUCAGAGGUGGUGCAGAGCUUGCAGCUGUUUAGUGACAGAGACCAGACAGAUGUGGUGGGAGACCUGUCCGUCUGCCUGGAUGGCAUGGCUGUGGACCCUGAAACGUUUGCCUCAGCCGAAGCUGACCGUCAAAGUACAAAUGGAGAGUCACAGACUAAUGGGGAUCUUUCCUUAAGGCCGAGUCGGGACAGUUCUCCAGCUGUGAAUGGUGUAGAGAACAGAUCCUCACCCAGCACCCAGAGGACAACAAACAACAGAGGGUCUCCCUCGGUGUCAUCUGUGGGGGCGAAACCUGUUCGACCACCAAGACCCUCCAGACCUCCUCCUCCAACCCCUCGCAGACCAACUUCUUCACCAGCUUCUACCAGCAACGGCUCUGGUCUAACUGAUGCUGCUGACGACCAGUCGGACUCGAGGCCCUUGACACUUGCAGACUUAAGAUCACCAGYGUCAUUAGACAGAAAUUCCACAUCAGCUUCCGGCUCUGCAGCAGCCACCAGGCCGCCAACCAGCACCGUCMCCCCUGCAGGUCCUCCCAGAGUACCAGCCGUCACCACCGGACCUUUGCCCCCUGGGUGGGAGCAGAGGGUGGAUCAGAACGGCCGGCUGUAUUAUGUUGACCAUGUGGAAAAGAGAACAACAUGGGAACGUCCAGAAUCACUUCCUGCUGGAUGGGAGCGUCGCGUCGACCAGUCGGGUCGCGUCUACUUCGUGGAUCACAUCACUCGAACCACCACGUGGCAGCGCCCCACGAUGGAGACGGUGCGGAACUACGAGCAGUGGCAGCACCAGCGCAGCCAGCUGCAGGGCGCCAUGCAGCAGUUCAACCAGAGGUUCAUUUACGGGGUUCAAGAUCAGGCCUCCGCUAAUCCCAAUAAGGAGUUUGAUCCUCUCGGGCCUCUGCCGCAUGGUUGGGAAAAAAGGACAGACAGUAAUGGCAGAGUUUAUUUUGUACAUCACCCAACACGUUCAACACAGUGGGAGGACCCGCGAACUCAGGGAUUGUUGAAUGAGAAGCCUCUUCCAGAAGGCUGGGAGAUGAGGUUCACCGUCGACGGUAUUCCUUAUUUUGUGGACCACAACAGGAAAACCACCACCUACAUCGACCCUCGCACCGGGAAGUCCUCUCUUGAAAAUGGACCACAGAUCACCUACGUUCGAGACUUCAAAGCUAAAGUUCAGUACUUCAGAUUCUGGUGUCAGCAACUGGCAUUGCCUCAACAUGUGAAGAUCACAGUAACUAGAAAAACCCUGUUUGAGGACUCGUUCCAGCAGAUAAUGAGCAUCAACGCUCAGGAUCUACGAAGGAGGCUGUGGAUCAUCUUUCCUGGAGAGGAAGGCCUCGACUACGGAGGUGUUGCCCGGGACAACAACAUCGAGGAGUGCGGUCUGGAGAUGUUCUUCUCUGUGGACAAGGACAUCCUCGGUGAGAUCACCACCCAUGAGCUGAAACCAGGAGGAGGAGACAUCCAGGUCACGGAGGAGAACAAGGAGGAGUAUAUCAAGCUGGUAGCAGAGUGGCGUCUGUCCAGAGGAGUGGAGGAGCAGACUCAGGCUUUCUUCGAAGGCUUUAAUGAGGUCCUCCCUCAGCAGUACCUGCAGUACUUUGAUGCUAAAGAGCUAGAGGUGAUGCUGUGUGGCAUGCAGGAAAUCGAUCUUGGCGACUGGCAGAGGCACACCAUCUACAGACACUACACAAAGACCAGUAAACAGAUCAUCUGGUUCUGGCAGUUGGUGAAGGAAAUGGAUAAUGAAAAGAGGAUGAGGCUGCUGCAGUUUGUAACUGGAACCUGUCGCCUUCCUGUGGGAGGCUUUGCUGAUCUUAUGGGAAGCAAUGGCGCUCAGAAAUUCUGUGUUGAAAAGGUGGGAAAAGAAAACUGGCUUCCUAGGAGUCACACAUG